CUACAUAAAACUCAUUUAUUUUCGGAUAUAGAGUCGUAUUUCAUAGCAAAUGAACAGUAUACAUUAUUCAGCAUGGAUAACCAGCAUAGACGAGAUCCGCAAGUAGCGGACGAUUUAUACAACCAUGGACUAAAUACGAACCAUGCACCGUCACAAAAUGGACAAUCAAAUUCUACGAGGCAUGCUUCAUGUAGCCAAAUGGAUAUACCACGAUUAUCAACCUCUCUACCGCCGCCUUAUGGCUUACACCAUAUUCCGCAGAUGGCUUUUGACCCUGCUUUAUAUUCAUCAAUGCCAAGGACAAUGUUGCCAACUUACCAUCCAGAAAUACUGAAUCAAUCCAGUUCCCAGCUGCCUAUAUCUAGUUCAAACCGGUUGAAUCCACUUUUUCUUGUCAGCUCGAAUGAUAACAAUAAUUGCAACAGAGCUAGAGCGGCCUCACAUUCCACUGUUCUUGAGAUGCAGCAGAGCACUUCAGCUACAGCGGCACAUCUACCUUUCUGUCCGAUUCCGACAUACUUACCAAACCCGUACUACGAUCCUCACAAGUAUCCAGAUCCAUCAACAUGUCGCAGGAACUCAACUACAUCAGCUUUUUCAAACCCCCACGGGACAACUGGGUCACAUAUCCCCCUGUACCCCCCAGGAACGAAUUUCCAUCUCCCAUAUGUAGCCCCACAUUACGAUUAUAUUCUGAACCGUCACCAACCACCGCCUUAUGCUCCUUAUAAAGGAAUCUAUCCACAACCGCACUCAAUUCAAACCCCAGUUAGACGGGAUCGGUACAGUGUUGGAGGCCCGUUACCGACGUCCGAGAUUAUUUCCAAUGAAACUCCAAUAAGGCGACGUAACUCGAUACCGACCACACUAGAAGUUGUUCAGGUAUCGGACGGAAGUUCGGAAGAUCCUGCAACGACGACGUCAGUUGAUGAGGACGAAGAUGAAGAGGAUGAUGAUGAUGUGUUCGAUUCUUCGACUCCUGUCACCGCCCCUCACAGUGCAACUGACCCAGCGACUUACCUGGAACAACUACGAGAGUCGAGAAAACGAGCAUUGAGUGGAGGCAAUAUGAUGUCACAAUCAAAAUACCUAUGUCAAGAUAAUUCCAAUCUCUACCCUAGAGCAAGAUUCCGCGGACGCUUAACGCGGGUGGAAUACGACCCGAAUGCUUCUGACGAACAGAAAACUCGACUUUUUAACCGAGAGAGUGCUUUUGCAAAACCUAUACAAACAGACACUGACAUUCCUGGAACGUCUGCUAUGCAAAUACCUAAAGUUCAAAUUCUCGUUGAUGACCAAGAUAGAAGCAAUGAUGCCAAAGCUGGGAAUACUAGCGGGAAAGUAAUAAAAGAUUCUAAAUCAGAAGAGGCGAGUCCAUCCGUGUCAAAGAUUUCAAUUCCUGAUAAAUCGACACACUCUCUUCGAGUCAUAUCUGCAGCCCCAAGAACUCUCACCCCAAGCCCGUCCAUUUUAAAAAAAUCCAAAAUACGACUGAACCGGAACAAUCAUGUGACUUCCUCUUCCGGUGACAGAGGUGAAAGUUCAUCUGAAACAGUACAACAAAAAACUUUCCCGCCUAAAAAGCAAGUCGCAUGGAAAGAUGAUUUGAAGCCUACAAAAAAAGACAUUUGCGAUGAAAUAAUAACUCCAAUGAAGCAUGACCUACUUUCAGAACAAAAUUUAUUAAAAAUUAAAAAGAACCCGAGUGUCUUUACAUGCAAAAACAGAAUUGGGCCGUAUGUUUUUGGCCCGCUGUUCGGUGCCUCCCCGGUCCGCAGUAUUUCACAAUAUUUAGUUCGCAAAGAAAACACGUUCAAGUACUACAUGGCGAAAGUUUUGAAUAUGGGGGGAAAUUCAGUCGAUGAUAGAAGUGGACGAAUGUUACUUUAUUCUGAGUACUCGUUAUUAACUUUACUAAAAAAUCAUCCUGGUGUAAUAAGAGAGCAUGGGUUCCAUAAAGACAUGACAUUUGACCCCAAAACUGGCCGAGUACAGGAACGUCUUUGCCUAAUUCUUGAUUGUUUGUCUCCUCACGAAUUUGACGAGUCCACAAUAGAUUGUUUGAACCUGCAACAACAUGUCAUAAAAGUUAAACGCUUGAGUGAACGCGAAACAAUAAGGAUUUUUACCUCUAUUGUCGAAGUUAUGCAUUCGCUACAUCAAAUGAACGUUGUUCACAGGGAUCUCAAACUUGGGAACAUGGUAUUUCUUCGGAAAUCUCACAAAGUUAUUCUGACUAAUUUUUGUCUUGGGCGGCAUCUCAUGUCAGAUGGUGAACUACUCAAAGACCAGCGAGGGAGCCCGGCUUAUAUCAGCCCAGAUGUUCUCAGUGGCAAGCCAUAUGCAGGAAAGCCGAGUGAUAUGUGGUCACUAGGUGUCGUUUUGUUCAUGAUGUUGUACGGACAAUUCCCAUUCUACGACCAGGAACCCCCCAAGUUGUUCAAGAAGAUUAAAAAAGCAGAUUUUGUCAUCCCAAGCAAUCCUCACACGACUUCUCAAAUUAACGACAUUAUUCGAGGAUUAUUGACCCUUGACCCCACUCAGCGAUUGACGGCAAGCGAAACGUUGGUAGCGUUAAAACAAUGUGCCUGGGCAUGGAGUGACGCCCGGUACUCUACCAUUGAUGCUCAGGUAGUUCCCGACGUGGAUAACGUGGAGUCGGAAGACGAUGAUAAACAGAAAAAAGAUGAAGAAGAUGAAAAAUAUGAAGAAGCCAAAUUGACAGAAGAAUUCAGACUAAAAAUGCUGAGUUAUGAGGAGAAUGACUCAACAGAAAACAGGAAUGAAGGUUUCGGACGCAGGACAUAUCAAUCAACAUUGCCAACGAUCCAGCAUUGCCCUUACGACGCUCGCCCUUUAACGGAGAAUGAGAUUGCGUUACAUCGACAGUUACUUGUAAAUUCAACACUUGGUGUCAGGGUGCAAGGAACUACGUAAUAAAAUAAGCGGGAAAAGAAAUAUUAUUUUGUCGAUCAGAAUAAAUUGUUGCCCUGAUGAUAUAAAAAGGGGAAAGCUACCAUUCCUUGGUUGACCGUAAUCAUUUCCUUGUUGAUCAUUUUAUUUACACUCUUGGUGGGGAGUUAGGAAUAGGGUUCCAGUUUAAUCUGUGAUUAAUAGAAACUUUGACUAUUAGGCGGAAGGCUCAUCACUGACAUGGGCAAACCACGGCCCAGCGGGCCAAAUCGGGCUUUCAAUCUGUCCCACCUGAUGCUGCCCUAAAAUUAAAUUAUGAUGUUUUAGCUAAAAAAUAGCUUAAAGAAUUUGUUGAGAUUGUGAUUAGAUAUAGUUCUAGCACAAGGCUUCUUAUUUUUUGCUUUUGUAACACUGUAAAUAUUGUUCAUAGAAUGUAACUAGGUUGGCAAAAUUGUUGGUCCCUGGUCCAAAAACCGUGCCCACCACUGGCUUAGCAUCAUUCACCAGCUGGCUGGUAUAACAGCAUUUUUUCUUAUUAUUUUUUGCCGUUUUUCUGUUGCUGAAUGUUGUUCCAUUUGUUAUGUUGCACUUUUUAUAGAUUUUUGUAUUUACAUUUUUGAACUGCAAUUUUUAGAAGGUGUUUAUCAUAUCUGAACAUGGCUCUGAACUACUUAA
Messenger RNA from Styela clava, 3588 nucleotides. Lineage: Eukaryota; Metazoa; Chordata; Ascidiacea; Stolidobranchia; Styelidae. The record is from RefSeq and is a predicted model, not a curated record.